Messenger RNA from Phycodurus eques (leafy seadragon), 4482 nucleotides. RefSeq names its product phosphatase and actin regulator 4b (gene phactr4b). The transcript has 17 exons. Bases 384 to 2984 code for a protein of 866 amino acids. Gene Ontology annotation, molecular function: actin binding. NCBI's taxonomy places the organism in Eukaryota, Metazoa, Chordata, Actinopteri, Syngnathiformes, Syngnathidae. Gene Ontology annotation, biological process: actin cytoskeleton organization; neural crest cell migration. The record is from RefSeq and is a predicted model, not a curated record.
AUGGGGGAGUAUAUGAAGUGGGCCAAAGUGUCGGUUGCUAAACUAUCCUGCUCGAUAUUUUCACUUUGGCUGUAAUUUUUAUUUAUUUAUUUUUUUUUGGGGGGGAGGGAGAAAAGGAGGCGGAGAAAGAAGCAUCUCGAGCCCACUUGGGUGCGAGGACGUCUCGGCGCAGGUCCGUACCGGAAGCCUUGACCCUCGGCGAACUUCCUUUUCGGCAGCCGGCGUUUGACGGCUCUUUCACGGGAUGAAAUGGGUGGAGCCACAAUUUUCUCUAUGCUGGCAACCUGAGGAAGAAAAUUUAAUAUUGCUGCUAAGGAAAUCUGCCACCCCCCACUCAUGACUUUCUGCUGUGAACAUUUGAUUGGUGUGCCUCAAAAUCUGUGAUGGAAAAUCGUGAUGAUGGUGAGCAGCACCACAGCACCACGGUGGGAGAGGCGGGCAGCACGGGAGACAGCACCCCUCCCCCAAAACGCAAGGGCAAGUUCUCUAGUCUCGGCAAGAUCUUUAAGCCAUGGAAGUGGCGGAAGAAGAAAAGCAGCGAGAAAUUCAAGGAAGCGUCAGAAGAACUGGAGAGAAGGAUGUCGACGAGGCGUACCCGGCAAGAGCUUAUAGAACAAGGAGUGCUGAAAGAAGUUCCUGACAACGAUGCGGAUGGAGCGGCACAAAGCCUGAAGCAGCACUACGUAAAGAAUGGCCACACACUGCCCGUGAGUGGAGGAGGUGGGAUCAGUACUGCAAAGAGCAGCCAGGGCAGAGUGUCCUCUGAUUCAGACUUUAGGAUAAACCCUACUUGGCUCGCCCAUUCGGACGACCAUAGGGGCCGACCUCCCUCGGAUGGAGAACGCCGAAGAGUUCCGAGUUCAAGGGGUUCCGGAACCCCGGAAGAAGGGCAGAGAGGAAGCGGGGUGACGGCGUCCCGUGGACAUGGGGAGACUGAGUGGAAGCCUAACACGACGUGGCAUGGGCAGAUUCCCAAUCAGAUGGCUGAAGGUAGAAGUGGAGGCCAGUUUUAUCCUGAAGAUGGACAGAGGAGGCCUGGGCUCCAGAAAGCUCCCUCAGAAGAUGGCAGGAGGAGUCGACCGGCUGACGUGGAUUGGAAACCUACACUCCCCCGACAUGCUUCUGCUGAAGAGGGAAGGGCCCGUAGAGAGUCAGACAGCCACUUUGUCCCUGACCCUGAAGCACUAAAGGACACCCUUCGUGAACCUUUGCCGCCUAAACAAUCCGUCAUGCCUCCAAAAUGGUUGAUAAGCUCUACGCCUGAACCGGGCAGCGAGGGGCCAGCUCGCGGCCAGUCGAACCACGCCUCGGCCCAGUACCCAUCCCUCUCUGCCUCCUCGAGUACUGCACCGAAGCCUAUUAGGAACGUCUCCUCUGUGGGUGCAACCACACAUCAGUCUUCAUCUGCAGCCUCGUCAUCCGUCACUCAGGCCACCAAGCAGCCGCCUCUGCCUCCGCCCAAACCGGUGAACAGGGGCAACACCGGCAUGUUGGUCUCCGCCCUACAGGGUGGCGAGCACGCACACCUUCCGCUCUACUGGUCCUGCUGGAAGCGGGAGUGCGAGUAUGAUGUCUAUCUGUCCCUGCCUGUCUACCUGUGCCGGCGGGCUGGAGGCCUGCGCUCAGGAGACUUCGCCCAAGCUGCCGGGGGUGCCAGUCUUGUCCCAGUGAAGCCCUCCCCGCCAAUGCCUCCAAAGAGAACCACCCCAGUCACCAAACGCAACACCGAAGACUCCUCUUCAAGCCAUUCCAUCACGCCCUCGCUACUUUCUCUUGAGGACCACGGCUCUGUGAGCUUUCAGCUGCCUCCUCCUCCACCAUCCCCUCCGCUUCCGUCGCACAUACCUCCUUCUCCACCUCGACAACAAAUACACCCCCACCACCUUCACCAUCAGCACUCUUACCCGCACCCACUGCCCCAAGCUAUACCAAUCUUGUUCGAUCCCCCAAGCCCUGUCAGUGAGUUGCCCCAGCGACCGACCCCUGUCCCGCUGCACAUCAUGAUCCAGCGAGCGCUGUCCAGUCCCGGCCCCAUUCAGCCCAACCCGGAUGGGUCACAACGUGCUCACACAUUGCUCUUUGAAACGCCUCCAGACUACCAAGGAGAUCGAGGUCGUCCCCUUCCUGUCAGCAUCCAACCACUAAAACUAUCUGAAGAUGACUACUCCGAAGAGGAGGAAGAAGAAGAAGAAGAGGACGAUGAUGAGGAAGAGGAGGAGUAUGAUGGGGAGAUACCCCAGCCAAAGCUAGAGCCACGGAGUCGCCGUGGUUUGGUUGUCGAUGCAGGAAUUUGCGUCAUCCCUGGUGGAGAAAACAGUGAGGAGGAGGAGGAGGAGGAGGAGGAGCAUGAUGACGAGGAUGAAGAGCAUGGCAUGUGCAGAGAAGAUAGCGACUCAGAUGGUCCUGUGCCUUUUAAAGAGGAAGAAUCAGAUGAGGAUGAGGAGGAAGAGCCCCCACUGAGUGCCCUGGCCAGCAAAGUGAAGAGGAAAGACACCUUAGCUCUGAAGCCUAGCAGCCGUCCCUCACAGGAGAGGAGCACGAGAGAUGACCAGCCGCCGGGGCAGACCGGCCUCACCUGGCAGAGCAGGGAGCAGUGGGAGGCCAUUCGCAUGCAGAUUGGCACCGCACUUACAAGACGUCUUAGCCAGAGACCCACUGCUGAGGAGCUUGAGCAAAGGAACAUCCUUCAGCCCAAAAAUCAGGCUGACAGACAAGCAGAGGUUAGAGAGAUUAAGCGAAGACUGACCAGAAAGCUGAGUCAAAGACCAACAGUUGCAGAACUGCAGGCCAGAAAAAUUUUGCGAUUCCACGAGUAUGUGGAAGUCACAGACGCCCAAGACUAUGACCGCAGGGCAGACAAGCCGUGGACCAAGCUAACACCUGCUGAUAAGGCGGCCAUCCGGAAAGAGCUUAAUGAUUAUAAAAGCACUGAAAUGGAGGUUCACGAAGAGAGCAGAAUCUACACAAGGUAUCACCGGCCUUAGCAUCUACCCUCUUCAGCUGGUGACAAAAGCACUUGGUCUCUGUGGCAAGCAGCUGCUGACUAUGCAGACAGAUUGGCCCUUUUUCAUUUCCUGAAUGUACUGUACAAUUUAUCAGGGACAGCCUGGAACUGACUAGAGCCAAGAAUGCUUCUCGCUUCCCCUCCGUCACCCUGACAGAAUUGUUUUCAGUGAACAGAGGUGGUGGUGGUGGUGGGAGAAGAUGCAGUAUUUAUCCCAGACAACAGGGGGAACCACGUGCCAAACAAAUUGAGACAUUUGCAAAGGACUGACAGUGCAGGACUUCUAUCCCCUCUGCUGUAAUGUGGUGUCCUCAGGGACCUGGAUCUAGUUAAUAUCUAUAAUGCGGCCUCAUUCUAUGUUGCCUUUUUCUUCUUUACUGUAUAUGGAAACGCUAACUCAUUCAUCUUGUUAAUGUGAGAGCAUAAAAGUAAUAAUAGCUAACAAAAAUGGUAAUUUCUAGAACACACAAUGAUAAUAGAGACAUGGCUAUAGCUCGUGUGAACUGGAGAAUGAAGACUGGGAUAUUCUGUUUUAGGAUUGGACAUCUCUGGGAUAUUGUGUUUUUAUAUUAACUGUACAGAUUGCUAUUAUAAUAUCUUAGAAUGAAACCCGUAAAGAUCUAAUUACAAAAUGUGUAAUGCACAAGAUAUUUUAUAAUUUUGAUCACAUGACUAGUGACAGCUUUUUCUUUGGGGGAUUUCUUUGGCUUGCCUGUAUUUAUCGUUGUGUUGUGAGGUGGCCAUUUAAGUGUGACUUUUUAGAAAUAUAAGAGAAGGUGCAGGUCAGAAUGUUGUAGUUGACUUUUUUUUUUUUUUUUUUUUUUUUGUGCCAAUGUACCCAAUGCCUAGAAAAAUAUAGGAUAUUGGUAUUCAUAUCAACAAUUUCUGAAAUGUACUGCAUGAGCCAACAAGGAUCCUUGUCAUUGGACCUGGUAAAUCUCUCAUUUCUACUUUUCUAUGAGUUUUGUACUUCCCUUUAAUCACACAUGCAAUGCAUUUCUGUAGCCAUUUUGUACAAGGUCAUGCUGGUGUUGUCGACCAAGAAUACAAUGCAAGUUGCUGUGUAAGAUCAGGGGUUUAUCCAAAAAACAACAAAAAAAUCUCACAAUGUAUGAAAGGUCAACAGGGGAUCAUUUUGGCUGGAACUUUUUGUCUGCAACCGUUUUAUUUUGUGGUAUUGUCUGGCCAGUAGCUUACAGGGUUCUCAAUGCUGUGCACAGGUGGAUUAUAGAUUAGGUUUCACUGAUGCUUGUGUAUAUCUUGUCUUCCUUUCAUUUGAAAAGAAAUUUUAAAUAAAGUAUUAUAGGUUGCUAUCUUUAAGCACAGAAUCUUAGUUUAUGAUUAAGUGCUCCAAGAAUGGGAAUGACUAUGUACCCUCUCUGUAAAGCUAAGUUCAUUUUUAAUUGAAUGUGAAGAUGUAUGGACUGAUACUUGUUUUAAUUGUACAUAGUGACAUCUGGAUCUAAUUAAAAAUCUUA